Messenger RNA from Salvelinus fontinalis (brook trout), 4061 nucleotides. Its product is annotated as N-alpha-acetyltransferase 35, NatC auxiliary subunit-like. Bases 114 to 2297 code for a protein of 727 amino acids. Lineage: Eukaryota; Metazoa; Chordata; Actinopteri; Salmoniformes; Salmonidae. The transcript is spliced from 23 exons. Gene Ontology annotation, cellular component: NatC complex. The record is from RefSeq and is a predicted model, not a curated record. Gene Ontology annotation, biological process: N-terminal peptidyl-methionine acetylation.
AUGUUGUGGGACUUCAUGUCCCAACGUGCAAUAUAACGCUAACGUCAUAUUUGUGCUUCUUCCCGAGCCUCGGACAACUAGCUAGUAACGCUAGCAGUUAGCACGCUUUAACCAUGGUGAUGAAGUCAUCAGUUGAGGAUGAUGAUGUGGGAUGGGGACUGGGUGUCCCAGAGAAGAUGAGGAACAAUGCAAACUGGGUGGACAUUACACAUGAUUUCAAAGAGGCAUGCAAAGAGCUCAACCUUGGGGAGUUACUCCAUGACAAAUUCAGGUUUGGCCUGUUUGAGGCUAUGUCCGCCAUUGAGAUGAUGGACCCCAAGAUGGACGCCGGGAUGAUUGGCAACCAGGUCAACAGGAAAGUCCUCAGCUUUGAACAGGCAGUCAAGGAUGGUUCCAUCAGAGUGAGCGACCUCAGUCUUCCUGAGCUGAUUGGGAUCAUGGACACCUGUUUCUGCUGCUUGAUCACCUGGCUGGAGGGUCACUCCCUAGCCCAGACAGUGUUCACCUGCCUGUACGUCCACAACCCCGACCUCAUCGAGGACCCCGCCCUCAAGGCCUUCGCUCUGGGCAUUCUCAAAGUGUGUGACAUCGCCCGCGAGAAAGUCAACAAAGCCGCGGUGUUCGAGGAGGAGGAUUUCCAGGCCAUGACGUAUGGCUUCAAGAUGGCCAACAAUGUGACAGAUUUACGGGUUACAGGUAUGCUAAAGGAUGUGGAGGAAGAGUUACAGCGAAGAGUUAAGAGCACACGCAGUCGCCAGGGCGAGCAGCGGAACCCAGAGGUGGAGUUGGAACAUCAGCAAUGGAUAGCACUUUUCAGUAGGAUCAAGUUUACACGUCUUCUGCUGACAGCGCUGAUCGCCUUCACUAAGAAAGAGACCAGCUCAGUGAGUGAAGCCCAGAAACUCAUGCAGCAGGCAGCAGAUCUCCUCCCAGCCCUCCACUCCAGCAUUGAGCAUGGCAUUCAGUACCAGAACGAUACUACUAAAGGAGAUCAACCGAUCAUGAUGGGGUUUGAACCGCUGGUGAACCAGAGACUGCUGCCCCCCACCUUCCCCCGCUAUGCCAAGAUCCUCAAGAGGGAGGAGAUGGUCAACUACUUCAGCAAGCUCAUCGACCGCAUCAAGACCGUGUGCGAGGUCAUCAACACAACUAACCUACAUGGAAUUCUGGACUUUUUCUGCGAGUUCAGUGAGCAGUCCCCUUGCGUCCUCUCCAGGUCUCUGCUGCAGACAACGUUCCUGAUAGAUAAUAAGAAAGUGUUUGGGACCCAACCAAUGCAGGACUUGAUCAAAGACGCUCUGAGGUACUUUGUCAGCCCGCCGGUGCUCUCCUCCAAGUGCUGCCUGCAUAAUAACCACCAGGCCAAGGACUACAUUGACUCCUUUGUCACACACUGCUCAAGGCCCUUUUGCAGUCUCAUCCAAAUCCACGGACACAACCGCGCUCGGCAGAGAGACAAACUAGGCCACAUCCUGGAGGAGUUUGCCACACUGCAGGAUGAGGCAGAGAAGGUGGACGCGGCGCUGCACAGCCUGCUGAUGAAGCUGGAGCCCCAGAGACAGCACCUGGCUUGCCUGGGCACCUGGAUCCUCUACCACAACCUGCGAAUCAUGAUCCAGUACCUGCUCAGCGGCUUCGAGCUGGAACUCUACAGCAUGCACGAGUACUACUACAUCUACUGGUAUCUGUCAGAGUUCCUGUACGCGUGGCUCAUGUCCACUCUGAGUCGGGCGGACAGCUCUCAGGUGGCUGAGGAGCGCCUCCUGGAAGAGCAGCAGAAAGGGCGCAGCAGCAAGAAAACCAAGAAGAAGAAGAAAGGCCAAGGGGCUCGCCCCCUUAGCAGAGAAAUCACCAUGAGCCAAGCCUACCAAAACAUGUGUGCUGGCAUGUACAAGACUAUGAUCGCCCUGGAUAUGGACAGGAAGGUGCGGAAGCCGCAGUUUGAGUUGGACAGCGAGCAGGUGCGCUACGAGCACCGCUUUGCCCCCUUCAACAGCGUGGUCACUCCGCCGCCAGUCCAUUACAUCCAGUUCAAGGAGAUGUCCGAUCUGAAGAAGUACAGUCCUCCUCCCAAGUCAGCUGACCUCUACAUGGCGGCCAGCAAACACUUCCAGCAAGCCAAACUCAUCCUGGAGAACGUCCCCACCCCCGACCCAGAGGUGAAUCGGAUCCUAAAAGUUGCCAAACCCAACAUUGUGGUCAUGAAGCUACUUGCUGGGGGGCACAAGGAGACAAAGGUACUACCAGAGUUUGAUUUCUCUGCUCACAAGUACUUCCCUGUGGUCAGGAUCAUCUGAAUCCAAGCCCUGCAUUACUAUGACAACUCAAACCCAGUACCCUCCUCCCUGACCCAAGUGAGCCCAAAACGGAGACCAACUCAACAAUAUUCCCAUCUGUGUUACUCUAUGUCACUCUGGUAGGACAGAGACAGCAACAUUGUUAUACACUGCUCAAAAAAAUAAAGGGAACACCGCCUUUGUGCAAGGAGGUGCACUGCCAGAGCCCUGCAAAAUGACCUCCAGCAGGCCACAAAUGUGCAUGUGUCAGCAUAUGGUCUCACAAGGGGUCUGAGGAUCUCAUCUCGGUACCUAAUGGCAGUCAGGCUACCUCUGGCGAGCACAUGGAGGGCUGUGCGGCCCCACAAAGAAAUGCCACCCCACACCAUGACUGACCCACCGCCAAACCGGUCAUGCUGGAGGAUGUUGCAGGCAGCAGAACAUUCUCCACGGCGUCUCCAGACUCUGUCACGUCUAUCACAUGUGCUCAUGUGCUCAGUGUGAACCUGCUUUCAUCUGUGAAGAGCACAGGGCACCAGUGGCGUAUUUGCCAAUCUUGGUGUUCUCUGGCAAAUGCCAAACGUCCUGCACGGUGUUGGGCUGUAAGCACAACCCCCACCUGUGGACGUCGGGCCCUCAUACCACCCUCAUGGAGUCUGUUUCUGACCGUUUGAGCAGACACAUGCACAUUUGUGGCCUGCUGGAGGUCAUUUUGCAGGGCUCUGGCAGUGCACCUCCUUGCACAAAGGCGGAGGUAGCGGUCCUGCUGCUGAGUUGUUGCCCUCCUAUGGCCUCCUCCACGUCUCCUGAUGUACUGGCCUAUCUCCUGGUAGCGCCUCCAUGCUCUGGACACUACGCUGACAGACACAGCAAACCUUUUUGCCACAGCUCGCAUUGAUGUGCCAUCCUGGAUGAACUGCACUACCUGAGCCACUUGUGUGGGUUGUAGACUCCGUCUCAUGCUACCACUAGAGUGAAAGCACCGCCAGCAUUCAAAAGUGACCAAAACAUCAGCCAGGAAGCAUAGGAACUGAGAAGUGGUCUGUGGUCACCACCUGCAGAACCAUUCCUUUAUUGGGGGUGUCUUACUAAUUGCCUAUAAUUUCCACCUUUUGUCUAUUCCAUUUGCACAACAGCAUGUGAAAUUUAUUGUCAAUCAAUGUUGCUUCCUAAGUGGACAGUUUGAUUUCACAGAAGUGUGAUUGACUUGGGAGUUACAUUGUGUUGUUUAAGUGUUCCCUUUAUUUUUUUGAGCAGUGUAUAUGUCCCAUUAUGGCACCUGAGAUCAUGGCCAUCUCCAUUUUGAAGUAGUCCAUUUUCUUCUACUCCUUCUAUGAGUUGGUAAACAAACUUAAAGGUUGCAUACUGCCACCUAUGGUGUGUUGUUUAAAUGGAUAUAAAGCCAGAUUUACUACCACCUGCAGUUAUGGAAUGUUUUCUGACUAGUAUAAUUCAUUGGCUGAUCCUUCCUGAUGACCUGGAUGGAAUUAUGUGAUCCUUCCUUAACCCAUAUGAAGUCUCACCCAGUUGACUACUUCAAAAUGGUGGAAGUCCUCAGUUGCACUGCCCUUGCUAAAACCGGCUUUUGGGCCCUAGAGUCCUCUACCUCUGUGGCAUUGACCCACAAAGGACUACAAAUACCAGACAUCGCAGAGGACUGACUGAACUACAUCCUCCACAAUUCCCAAAACAAACUUGACUAUGGUAUUAAAAUUAUUUAUUUUUUGUAAUCUCUGUCAUACACUUCCUCAAUAAAAACCUAUUAUUAUUUAACAGUUCAAAAAA